Molecule: messenger RNA, 1357 nt
Organism: Acanthoscelides obtectus
Lineage: Eukaryota; Metazoa; Arthropoda; Insecta; Coleoptera; Chrysomelidae
Source: the annotation of a GenBank genome assembly
AUGAAUGUCGUGAGUAUGUUAUUAUUCUACGCUGGCAGAUUCUACACGUGGCUAGACAUAGGAUGUUUCGUUGAAGAAAGCACCUGUUACGUCAACAUGUUUCUACUAGUUUUCCUCGAAAACCUAUGCACCAACAACUAUAUUGUCUUUCAAAUAUGGUUGGUUCGAGUAUAUGAAGAUAUUAACGAAUAUUUGGUACAGCAUGAAGAUAGAAUUGAUAGAAAAGUGGUUGAAAUGAUAGAAAGGUGUUACAAGUAUGCUUAUGAUGUGACAAAAGGUUACAACGAUAUUUUUGGGCAGUUCCCAAUGAUAAUGACGAUCAUGUCUUUCGACGCGAUCGAAAGAAGCGGCGCUGCAGUGAUCAACACCUGUUACCUCCUCCAUUCCAGAGCGGCCAGUGAGAAUGUCAUGGAACACCUGCGCAACCUGACGGUCUACACAGAGAGGUGGAGACCUACGUUUACAGCAGCAGGCUUCUACACUGUCAACAGGAGUUGUAUCCCUUCGAUUUUUUCUUCGCUUGUCACGUAUUUGGUCAUUAUUAUACAGUUUAAUGUUAUGUUUGAGUCUCCUGAUAAAGGCCAAAAAGACCAAAAUGAUGCGUUGCAUGGUAACAAAUCAUUGAUUCCUUAGGAUAUCUAUCCCUGUAUAGGGUGUUACAAAAUAACAUACCACUGCAUAUAGAGCACUAAAAUAAUGCUACAACUGGCAGCCGAACUAGCAAAUAUUUUUUAUAAUUUUCGACUGUCCGUGGUAUUUCAUAUUAUAGUUGCUUUCUUAUUGCCCUUAGAAUGCAAUUUUUGAUUUAAUAUAAAUGUCAGUAAGACAAUUAAGCUUUUAAGAGGUAUUAUGCUUUAUGAAGUAGUCGUAAGAGAAUAUGAGCUAAAAUACAAGACAAGUUUUAAUACGGUUUAAUAAUAAUAAUAAUCAACGUCUUUUAUUAAUUUGUAAUAUUUUUAUAGUAGGCGAGAUUUAGAUUAUAUAUCUAUUCUACCAUCUAACCCCUUUAACAAUACGAGAUGUAAAAAAACAGAAUUUGUUACCUGUAUACAAUAACGACAGAAUAAAGUAUAAUCUAAGUAAAUGCAUAAAGAAAAUAUGAGGCCACUUAUGGGUUACAACAGAUUUCACUGCUGAUCAAGUAGGACUUCUUUCACUUUUUUCUUGAAUUUGGGUAAUGGAUUGGUUUCUUUUAAACUGCGGUCUAUAGUAUUAUAUGAUUUGAUCGCAUUGUAAAUAUAUGUAUUCUGAAAUAGAGAUGUGCUGUGGCGUGGAAUUGAAAAAGUCUCUCUAUAUCUAAUAUUAAUGCCAUGCAUAUGCCCUCUACGUAUGGAUUUGUUUACUAAAUAUGACGGUG